UAACUAUAAGAUUGCUAGCGCCCUCUUUAUAUUUCUUUGCGCUGAUAUCUGAAAAGUAAACGCAGCGUCUUUCCUUUCCGAGUCUGGGUUCGCGUUCUGCGUGAAUGCUAGCGAGAUGAAGCUCAACAUCUCCUAUCCAGCCACUGGCUGCCAGAAGCUCAUUGAAGUUGACGAUGAGAAAAAAGUACGCAUUUUCUACGAGAAGCGUAUGGGCCAGGAAGUUGAGGCCGACGCUCUCGGCGAUGAAUGGAAGGGUUACGUAGUACGCAUCUCUGGAGGCAACGACAAGCAGGGAUUUCCCAUGAAGCAGGGUGUGCUGACUGCUGGACGUGUGCGACUGCUCCUGUCCAGCCACUCAUGCUACCGACCACGGCGUACUGGCGAGCGCAAGCGCAAGUCGGUGCGCGGCUGCAUUGUUGACUCCAACCUCAGUGUCAUCAGCUUGGUGGUCAAGAAGAAGGGCGAGCAGGAAAUACCAGGCCUGACUGACACGACACUUCCACGCCGUCUCGGGCCCAAGCGGGCUAGCAAGAUCCGCAAGUUGUACAACUUGUCCAAGGAGGAUGAUGUGAGGCAGUACGUCGUGCGCCGCCCACUGCCCCAGAAGGAGGGCAAGAAGCAACGCUCCAAAGCGCCCAAGAUCCAGCGCCUCAUCACGCCGGCCAUGCUGCAGCACAAGCGUCGCCGUGUAGCUCUCAAGAAGAGGCGCACCCAAAAGCGUAAGGAGGAGGCCGCCGACUACGCCCGCCUCCUGGCACAGAGGGCCAAGGAAGCCAAGGAGAAGAGGCAGGAUAAGAUCCGUCGACGCCGCUCCGCUUCUCAUAGCCAGAGCCAGUCAUCCACCCAUGUCAAGUAGGCCAAUAAAAAUUAUACCAGGCUUUGAAA
Molecule: messenger RNA, 885 nt
Organism: Dermacentor silvarum
Lineage: Eukaryota; Metazoa; Arthropoda; Arachnida; Ixodida; Ixodidae
Product: 40S ribosomal protein S6-like
Biological process (GO): translation
Cellular component (GO): ribosome
Molecular function (GO): structural constituent of ribosome
Source: RefSeq, a predicted model, not a curated record